Rhinopithecus roxellana (golden snub-nosed monkey) is the source of this 1044-nucleotide messenger RNA. RefSeq names its product olfactory receptor 10A6. The transcript has a single exon. Gene Ontology annotation, biological process: G protein-coupled receptor signaling pathway. The record is from RefSeq and is a predicted model, not a curated record. Gene Ontology annotation, molecular function: olfactory receptor activity; G protein-coupled receptor activity. Gene Ontology annotation, cellular component: membrane. Bases 1 to 963 code for a protein of 320 amino acids. NCBI's taxonomy places the organism in Eukaryota, Metazoa, Chordata, Mammalia, Primates, Cercopithecidae.
AUGACUUCAUUACUGCAAAGGAAAAGACAAAAUCAAAGCUCUGUGGUUGAAUUCAUCCUCUUGGGUUUUUCUAACUUUCCUGAGCUCCAGGGGCAGCUCUUUGGGGUUUUCCUGGUUAUUUAUCUGGCGACCCUGAUAGGAAAUGCCAUCAUUAUAGUCAUCAUCUCCCUAGACCAGAACCUCCAUGUUCCCAGGUACCUGUUCCUCCUGAACUUAUCUGUGGUGGACCUGAGUUUCAGUACAGUUAUUAUGCCUGAAAUGCUGGUGGUCCUCUCUACUGAAAAAACUACAAUUUCUUUUGUGGGCUGUUUUGCACAGAUGUAUUCCAUCCUUCUUUUUGGUGGGGCUGAAUGUUUUCUCCUGGGAGCAAUGGCUUAUGACCGAUUUGCUGCAAUUUGCCAUCCUCUGAACUACCAAAUGAUUAUGAAUAAAGGAGUUUUUAUGAAAUUAGUUAUAUUUUCAUGGGCCUUAGGUUUUAUGUUAGGUACUCUGCAAACGUCAUGGGUAUCUAGUUUUCCCUUUUGUGGCCUUAAUGAAAUUAACCAUAUAUCUUGUGAAACCCCAGCAGAGUUAGAACUUGCAUGUGCAGACACGUUUUUGUUUGAAAUCUGUGCAUUCACAGGCACCUUUUUGAUUAUUUUGGUUCCUUUCUUGUUGAUACUCCUGUCUUACAUUCGAAUUCUUUUUGCCAUCCUGAAGAUUCCAUCAACUACUGGGAGACAAAAGGCCUUUUCAACCUGUGCCUCUCACCUCACAUCUGUGACCCUGUUCUACGGCACAGCCAAUAUGACUUAUUUACAACCCAAAUCUGGCUACUCACCAGAAACCAAGAAACUGAUGGCAUUGUCUUAUUCACUUCUGACACCUCUGCUGAAUCCACUUAUCUACAGUCUGCAAAACAGUGAGACGAAGAGGGCUUUGAUGAAAUUAUGGCGAAGGCGAGUGGUUUUACACACAAGCUGACUGUGUUGAGAAGCCAUGUAAGAUUUAGUCACUGCCUGACUGUACUCAAUCUAAAUUUAAUAAAUGGUGAAAAAGUUUGCA